AUGGGGAUGAAGUACCGUCGUUAUCUGGCUGGCGAGCGCAUCUAUGGCUGCUCCAAGUGCAAGACGCAUCUUGCAACGAUCCACUCUAUGAUCUCACGAGCUUUCAACGGCCAGCAUGGCCGCGCAUAUCUCUUUGAUGGCGUAGUUAAUGUCAUAGAAGGCGAACCAAAUGACCGUCAAAUGACCACAGGCAACCACACUGUCCGGGAUAUUUAUUGCGUCAAAUGUGCUACUGUCCUUGGCUGGAAAUAUGACCGUGCCUACGAACAAUCGCAGCAAUACAAGGAGGGAAAAUAUAUACUCGAACGAAAUCUUCUCGUCGAUGUCCAGUAG
This is a messenger RNA of Suillus bovinus, 333 nucleotides long. RefSeq names its product Yippee/Mis18. Gene Ontology annotation, cellular component: ubiquitin ligase complex. The record is from RefSeq and is a predicted model, not a curated record. Bases 1 to 333 code for a protein of 110 amino acids. NCBI's taxonomy places the organism in Eukaryota, Fungi, Basidiomycota, Agaricomycetes, Boletales, Suillaceae. The transcript has 4 exons.